Molecule: messenger RNA, 354 nt
Organism: Diplodia corticola
Lineage: Eukaryota; Fungi; Ascomycota; Dothideomycetes; Botryosphaeriales; Botryosphaeriaceae
Exons: 2
Coding region: 1-354 (117 amino acids)
Biological process (GO): cristae formation
Cellular component (GO): MICOS complex; mitochondrial crista junction
Source: RefSeq, a predicted model, not a curated record
AUGGGCUUCACAGCCGGCUUCAUCGGCGGCCUCACCCUCACCUCCUCGGCGCUCUACCUCUCGGCGCUCGUCCACCAGCGCAACCGCCUGCAGCAGUCGCUCUCGCUGCGGCAGUCGGCGCACCUGCUCAAGCAGGUGUACGACCCGGACCGCCUGUACACGCCGCCGUCGAUGCGCGAGCGCACGGCCGGCGUCGAGGACCUCGCCAAGGACCGCUGGAACCGCGAGGUCGAGCGCGCGGUGAGGCGCGUGCAGGAGACGGAUUGGAGGGAGGUGGGGAGGGGGGUCGAGGAGGCGGUGGCGGGCGCGUGGGAGAGGGUGAGGAGGGGUGGUGGUGGCGGUGGGGAGAAAUAA